AAUACAUUUAACUAAAAUCGCAAUCAUCACCGAGAAAGAUUCCAAUCAAGAUUUUCCCAACGACGACCACCAAUGGUGAUCUCAUCUGCAACUUUAUCCUUUACCUCUUCCCUUCCGAGGCCUCCUCUUUCCCCUCCAUUCUCCUCCUCCAAAUCCGCCUUCUUCGCCAACCAUGCUUUGCUGCUGCGUACGACCACACCCACAACCACGACCCACACAAGAGCUCAUAAGGGUCUCACUUGUAACGCUUUGUUCGGACUCGGAGUCCCUGAACUUGUUGUAAUCGCCGGCGUCGCCGCGCUGGUUUUUGGCCCUAAGAAGUUGCCGGAAGUCGGGAAGAGUAUCGGGAAAACGGUGAAGAGCUUCCAGCAGGCAGCUAAGGAGUUCGAGUCCGAGCUGAAGAAAGAGCCCGAGGCAAUCGGAGAGACUGCAGUAGAAAAGCCUACAUCAGUGGAUGAGGAGAGGCAAGAUGUGAAGGUAUCAAACCAGAAGGAGAGUGUAUGAAGCUGUAGGUAGUACCAGCACAUUCAUGUCAACAUUUUCCUAUCACUGUGCUUUAUGUAUGAGAAUCAAUUAGUGGAAUCUGAAGAUCACUUAAUGAAGAUAAAUGAGUUUUCCAGU
Messenger RNA from Momordica charantia (bitter melon), 621 nucleotides. RefSeq names its product Bacterial sec-independent translocation protein mttA/Hcf106. Gene Ontology annotation, biological process: protein transport by the Tat complex. Gene Ontology annotation, cellular component: membrane. Lineage: Eukaryota; Viridiplantae; Streptophyta; Magnoliopsida; Cucurbitales; Cucurbitaceae. The record is from RefSeq and is a predicted model, not a curated record.